Messenger RNA from Lontra canadensis (Northern American river otter), 1568 nucleotides. RefSeq names its product phosphorylase kinase catalytic subunit gamma 2 (gene PHKG2). Gene Ontology annotation, molecular function: ATP binding; calmodulin binding; phosphorylase kinase activity. The transcript has 10 exons. Gene Ontology annotation, cellular component: phosphorylase kinase complex. NCBI's taxonomy places the organism in Eukaryota, Metazoa, Chordata, Mammalia, Carnivora, Mustelidae. The coding region runs from base 72 to 1292 and encodes 406 amino acids. The record is from RefSeq and is a predicted model, not a curated record. Gene Ontology annotation, biological process: protein phosphorylation; glycogen biosynthetic process.
CCCGCGAUAGAGCGGCUUCGCGUCGACCCUGGCUUCUCUCUCCUUCCCCGCGGGCCCCCACCACCUUCAGAAUGACACUGGACGUGGGGCCGGAGGAUGAGCUGCCCGACUGGGCCGCGGCCAAGGAGUUUUACCAGAAGUACGACCCUAAGGACGUCAUUGGCAGAGGAGUGAGCUCCGUGGUGCGCCGUUGUGUUCAUCGAGCCACUGGCCACGAGUUUGCGGUGAAGAUCAUGGAGGUGACAGCUGAGCGGCUGAGUCCUGAACAGCUAGAGGAGGUGCGAGAAGCCACGCGGCGAGAGACGCAGAUCCUUCGCCAGGUCGCCGGCCACCCCCACAUCAUCACUCUCAUCGAUUCCUACGAGUCUUCUAGCUUCAUGUUCCUGGUGUUUGACCUGAUGCGGAAGGGAGAGCUGUUUGACUAUCUCACAGAGAAGGUGGCCCUCUCCGAAAAGGAAACCAGGUCCAUCAUGAGAUCUCUGCUGGAAGCAGUGAGCUUUCUCCACGCCAACAACAUUGUGCACCGAGACCUGAAGCCCGAGAAUAUUCUCCUAGAUGACAAUAUGCAGAUCCGACUUUCAGAUUUUGGGUUCUCCUGCCACUUGGAACCUGGCGAGAAGCUCCGAGAGUUGUGUGGGACCCCAGGGUACCUAGCACCAGAGAUCCUUAAAUGCUCCAUGGAUGAGACCCACCCUGGCUACGGCAAGGAGGUCGACCUCUGGGCCUGCGGCGUGAUCUUGUUCACACUCCUGGCUGGCUCACCACCAUUCUGGCACCGCCGCCAGAUCCUGAUGUUACGCAUGAUCAUGGAAGGCCGGUACCAGUUCAGCUCGCCCGAGUGGGAUGACCGUUCCAACACGGUCAAAGACCUGAUCUCCAGGCUGCUCCAGGUGGACCCUGAGGAGCGCCUGACAGCGGACCAGGCCCUGCAGCACCCGUUCUUUGAGCGCUGUGAAGGCAGCCAGCCCUGGAACCUCACGCCCCGCCAGCGGUUCCGGGUGGCAGUGUGGACUGUGCUUGCUGCGGGACGCGUGGCCUUAAGCACCCAGCGUGUCCGGCCAUUGACCAAGAGCGCACUGCUGAGGGACCCUUACGCCCUGCGGCCCGUGCGGCGCCUCAUCGACAGCUGUGCCUUCCGGCUCUAUGGGCACUGGGUGAAGAAGGGAGAGCAACAGAAUCGUGCCGCCCUCUUCCAGCACCAGCCCCCCGGGCCUUUUCCCAUCACGGGCCCUGAAGAGGAGGGGGACUCCGCUGCUAUCCCCGAGGAGGACGCUGUGCUGGCGCUGGGCUAGCACUUUGGCCCCGGGGACCCCAGAGUGUAGGACUCUCCAGGAGGAGGAUUUUUAUCAUUCCAGCCCUUCUGGGCUUUGGCCUCGGGCCUUGCCCCUCAGGCUGGCCAGGCCCACCACUGCUUAUACUACCAUGAAGAACAGCCAUGUACCCCUGCCCCCACCAGCCAGGGCUUUGGGGUCGGAGCAGAGGGGGAAGGCAGCCACUCGCAACACCACGCCUGGCCUCAUCUGUGCUGCUUCUGCCGCAUUUGCAAUAAAAUCUGCACGCCAGAGGGA